CAAUCAUAAAACAAUAGAUAUUUGUAGGAGUACUAAAACAAAAACAGUCCUCAUAUUCGAGCAAAAUUGAAGAGGAUGAAAAUUGGAACAAUAGUUCUAAAAAUGGAGAAUGAUAAUUACAAAAUAAUCCAAGUUUUUCUGCUGACAAUCUUACUCUUGAAAUCUCCAAACUAUAGUUAUGGUCACAAGCAUGGUGACGGUGUACAACCAUUGUCUCAGAUUAAUAUUCUCGGCACAACUCUUGAUCUUCACAAACAAGUUCAUGUUGAUGUUUCUCAUGCUCUUUUGGACUCAAAGGAAAAUGAGGCCGAAAUUAAGUUACCGGCGGUUCAAGAAAAGGAGAAGAUCAAGCUGAACGUCCUAAAUUAUGAAGGAGAUGAAGAGACUUAUGGCCAUCUUGCGAGGGCAACUGUGAAUAUCAACACCGAUCAUCCCUCUUCAGAUGAUUGGGUUGCAGUUUUCUCCCCUUCAAAUUUCAAUGCAUCUACAUCUUGUCAAGAAGUUGGUAGCAAAAGAGCUGAGGAGCCAUAUAUAUGCACCGCGCCUAUAAAGUAUAAAUAUGUAAAUUACUCAAGUCCCAAUUAUCUCAAAACUGGAAAAGCUACUAUGGAUUUUGAAUUGAUCAAUCAACGAGCUGAUUUUGCAUUUGCAGUGUUCUCUGGAGGAUUGUCUAAUCCAAAACUUGUGAAGAUUACAAAACCUAUAUCACCUUUUCCAAAUCCUAAAGCGCCGCUUUACCCACGCCUUGCUAUGGGAGAGACUUGGGAUGUGAUGACAGUAACAUGGACAAGUGGUUAUAACAUAGAUGAAGCAGUCCCUUUUGUGGAGUGGGGGCGUCCUGGUGGCGCUACCAUGCAAUCACCUGCUGGAACUUUUACAUACAUUCGCAGUCAAAUGUGCGGUUCACCUGCACGAACUGUUGGAUGGCGUGAUCCUGGAUUUAUACACACUAGCUUUCUUAAGGAUUUGUGGCCAAACACAGUAUACACCUAUAGGAUGGGCCAUCUCAUAUUAUCUGAUGGUUCAUAUGUUUGGAGCAAAAAGUAUCAGUUCAAAUCCCCUCCAGUUCCCGGAGAAAGCUUUUUACAACGUGUUGUUAUCUUCGGUGACAUGGGAAAGGGUGAACGAGAUGGAUCAAACGAGUAUGCUAACUACCAGCCGGGAGCAUUGAAUACGACAGAUCAACUCAUCAAAGAUAUUGAUAACAUUGAUGCUGUUUUCCUUAUUGGAGACUUGCCUUAUGCCAAUGGAUAUGUCUCACAGUGGGAUCAAUUUACUGCACAAGUAGAGCCUAUUGCAUCCGCCGUACCCUUUAUGGUUGCAAGUGGUAAUCAUGAACGCGAUUCACCAGAUUCAGGAUCAUUUUAUGCAAAUGAUGACUCAGGUGGUGAAUGUGGUGUUCCUGCAGAAACAACAUUCUAUGUUCCUGCUAAAAACAGGGCAAAAUUUUGGUACUCAGCAGAUUACGGAAUGUUCCACUUCUGCAUAGCUGACACUGAGCACGACUGGAGGGCCGGCACAGAACAAUACAAAUUCCUUGAGGAAUGCCUUGCAUCAGCAAAUAGGCACAAACAGCCUUGGCUGAUCUUUGCUGGUCAUCGCCCCCUCGGUUACUCCUCUAAUAAAUGGUUUGGCCAAGAAGGCUCUUUCGAAGAGCCCAUGGGUAGAGAUGACCUACAAAGACUAUGGCAGAAGUACAGGGUUGAUAUUGCAUUUUGGGGUCAUGUCCAUAAUUAUGAGAGAACAUGCCCUAUAUAUCAGAACCAAUGUGUGAAGAGCACAGAUGAGACAUCUCAUUACUCAGGUGUGGUAAAUGGUACCAUUCAUGUUGUUGCUGGUGGAGGCGGCGCUCACUUGAAUGAAUUUAGUCCUAUAAAAACUAUCUGGAGCAUUUACAGAGAUUACGAUUUUGGAUUUGUGAAGCUCACUGCAUAUAACUACUCGCAUCUAAAAUUCGAGUACAAGAAGAGCAGUGAUGGCAAGGUUUAUGAUUCCUUCACUAUAUCUAGAGAUUACAAAGAUGUACUGUCUUGUGUUCAUGAUAGUUGUGCACCGUAUACAUUGGCUAGUUAAGAUGGAAGGAAAAUUCUUGGACGAAAGUUGGUUGUUACCUAUAUAACGAUAGUCAUAUUAGACUAUCAACGUGACAAUCAAUGUUAGACUUAAGAAAUAUGAUUUCACUUCUACCAUUUUGUAAUUUUCUUUUGGAUUGGCUCGUUUGUUAAUCUAUGUAGAUAUAUUCAAUGUUCAAACAUUUAUGUAGGUUAAACAAAGCAUCACAAUCAGAUGUCAAAAAAAAAAAAAAAAGUAUAUUAUUCUUAAUAAACUUGCUUAUGCCUUUAACUUCGAUAAAA
Molecule: messenger RNA, 2354 nt
Organism: Chenopodium quinoa (quinoa)
Lineage: Eukaryota; Viridiplantae; Streptophyta; Magnoliopsida; Caryophyllales; Amaranthaceae
Product: nucleotide pyrophosphatase/phosphodiesterase-like
Exons: 13
Coding region: 76-2073 (665 amino acids)
Molecular function (GO): acid phosphatase activity; metal ion binding
Source: RefSeq, a predicted model, not a curated record